This is a messenger RNA of Trichomonas vaginalis G3, 495 nucleotides long. Its product is annotated as U2 snRNA binding. The coding region runs from base 1 to 495 and encodes 164 amino acids. Gene Ontology annotation, molecular function: U2 snRNA binding. Gene Ontology annotation, biological process: mRNA splicing, via spliceosome. The transcript has a single exon. The record is from RefSeq and is a predicted model, not a curated record. Lineage: Eukaryota; Parabasalia; Trichomonadida; Trichomonadidae.
AUGAAAAGAUUAACAGUCGAUAUUAUAAUGAAAGCCCCUGCAUUCCGAAAUACUUUGAAAGAGAGGGAGCUUGAUUUAAGAGGACUGAAAAUUCCUCGAGUAGAAAAUCUUGGCUGCACUCAAGAUCAGUUUGAUGUCAUUGAUUUUUCAAAUAACCAGAUAGAAACACUCGAGGAUUUUCCUCUGUUAAAAAGACUUACGACAUUACUAAUUAAUAACAACUUAAUCAAAAAAGUUGCGGAAAAUUUCCCAGAUACCUGUCCAAAUAUCAAAUCAAUCAUGCUUACUAAUAACAAUAUUCGUACAUUUUCAGAUAUUUCUCCUCUUACUCGUUGUAAUGAAAUUCAAUAUCUGAGUUUAAUGGAAAACCCAAUAACCAAGAUAGAAGAUUAUCGCCUUAUCGCAAUCAAAUUGUUUUCUAAACUUAAAUAUUUGGAUUUCCAAAAAGUUACUGAAAUAGAGAGACAAAAAGCCAAGGAACUUACAUUAACAUAA